AGCGUCAGCUAGUAUAAUAAUAAAAGUAUUGCUCUUUGUAGCGUGGUAUUAGAUAAUAAAAAUUCUACACAAUGAAUUGUAUGACUUUGUAAUGAAGCGAUCAAUAGUUAAUUUUUUUAUGUCAAAUCUUUAUCGUUUCUAUACAUACGCAAUUUAUUUUGCACGCGUGAUGUAAUUGUCGGGGAAAUGAAUUUCACUUUUUUAUGUUUAGUCAUCUGUCUGUGUGUUCUAUUGUUUGAAGUUCAAGCGCGUUACAAUACAGAUGUCCUAUGUGUUAUUGAAAAGGACAAUGUAUUAUAUUGCAUAAAGAGUUACAUGUCAAGCCGUAGAACAAAUCAGGAUGACAAUCUUCCUUCACACGAACCCUAUUUUCCGACCGCAAAAAAUGGUGUCUUUUACAACUGUUCAUCACUGGAAUGUAGAAGCGUUAAAAUAUACUCCCUGAUUCAACUAGCUUCUCCACGAGCAGCUCUUAAAUACUGCUACCAACAGCCAUCUGAAAGCUAUCAGUGCGAGCCUGUCAAGUAUCAUUAUUAUAAAAAUAUUGACAAGUUGUUGUUCUUGUCCAACAACAUUCCAAAUAAUAUAUUCUAUUUGAUCGAUUGCUUAGCGUACGGUGACGGUGGGCGGGUGUGCCAUAAGAAGGAUGUUGAUUCACACACCAAAUUGGUAGACAUUGGGAAUAUAGCGAGGCCGAAUGAAUCCAACGUAUUGUCGCAGGAAGAAUUAUUAUGCGAACAGAGUGAAAACAAAAUCAAUUGUGAUCUAAAUCUUUACGUGCCGUAUUCUGAUGGACUUAGAGCGAAAGAGUUAAUCAAAACUGAUAACAAAAUACUUUUAAAAACUGAAACUAAUAUAGUAGUAUUAAAUUAUAAUUGUUUGGAGUCAUGGUGUGGUUAUAGUACUCUUAAUCAACCAACACGUAGAUCACAUUAUGAACCACCCGGCGGUAAAAUGUACAGAUGUUACUAUGCCCAAAGACAACAGAUAUGCAAGAAAAUGUAUGGGAGCCCUUUGAAUAUUUAUAAUCAACGCGAUUGGUUAAGUUCUUGAUUAACGUUGAAUAAUUAAAUUGUUUUGGUAUGUACGCUUAAUACUUAAUAUCCCUUGACCCGAAAAAAAUCAAUUGUAUUCCCUACUUGGUAUCUAGAUGAAACAAAAGAAUUAAUACAAGCAGCUACAUUUUUGUUUAUUAUACAUACUAGUAAGAAUACAUUGUAAUGUUAACAUUAUUUAUUAAUUCAUUAUUCUGCUUGGAAAGUAAAUUUUUGAAUUGUUGAAAAUAAAUUAUUCAUGUAUUCAUUUCCCAAAAUGCA
This is a messenger RNA of Bicyclus anynana (squinting bush brown), 1316 nucleotides long. RefSeq lists its product as uncharacterized. The transcript has 3 exons. Lineage: Eukaryota; Metazoa; Arthropoda; Insecta; Lepidoptera; Nymphalidae. The record is from RefSeq and is a predicted model, not a curated record. Bases 187 to 1053 code for a protein of 288 amino acids.